AUGGACGCCAGAAUGAAAUUUCGCCACUUGCGUCCCGCGAAUUUGAAGGAGGUUGAAGCGGUGAAGGCUCAGGUGACGAAGGAUAUGAGUGAGAUCGACCAACGCCUCAAAAGCCUAGCCAGGUCCAGACAGUGCACAAAGGACUCACAGAUGCUCCGAACACACUUCGUCAUUUGGCUCGACGCCUGUCGUAAGCAGCAGGCGAUUGAGCAAAGCCUCGUCGACGAGUUGAACACCUCGGUGUACAAAAACGACGACUUAAACUUGUUGAAGUGGGAUGAGAAUAAUGUUAGCCUGUCCCAAUUGCACGAGGCUCAAUCCAAGGACUUGGAGGUAUUUGUGUCAGAGGUGAUAAAGCCCCUCAGCCAAUUGAGAUUGGACAUUAAGCAGUCAAGACGAUCCAAUCAAACGCUUCGCGCUGAGUUGAGGGAUGCCAACUCAGCUAUCGAGGUGGAAACCUUUAAACUUGUGCAGCUUGAAAUUGAAUUUAACGCAUUUCCUCUUGCGUCCAGAUUGGAUACAUUCAGACGGCUGAGUUUAGAGGAUGCUGCAGAGAAUCACGGGGGAAUACCAUCGGAGGCAUGGGAAUGGCCAACUCAUGAUGAGGUGUUCCGAGACAACCUCCUUUCAGAGUUCAUUCACCUUGACACUGGUUUUCUUGGUAAAAUCAAGGGCGUCAAAAAAGAGUUUACUGAAAUGGAAAGGGAGUACCGGACUUUUUUGUUUCCUUCCAGUCUUGAUAAAUGGAAGGAUGAGGAAGUGUAUCUUGCUGAAUUCCUGUGGGAAGUGUAUAAUUCUUCGGAAGUGCCAAGAAGACGUGAGACCUGCAUAGACCUUCUUUCUCGUAUACCCACAAUCAAGUCAAAAAAGCCUUUUUCGCAGCUAAUGGAUUUUAUCAGAGUGCACGAUGUCCAAAAAAUGAAAUUGGAGGACUUGGUACAAGCGUGGACGCGAGCCCGACAGGAUCUCGCCGACCGCAUCCAACUGACCCUCGAGGAUGCCAUUGAGUCGAACAUCAGAAAAAAGGAAGAACAAGCCAGUGUGGAGAAGCAAAGAAUGAUUUGCCAACAGCUCGCGGAACAGGUACAGCAAUGGCGGAAGCAGAAAGCGGAAUUGGAGGAACUCGAAUUUCGCGCCAAGGAAGCCGAGCGCAAGGUCAAAAUGGCGCAGGAAAAGGAACGACAAGACCGCGAAACACAUCGUCGUCAGAUAAUUAAAAACAAGCUGCGGCAUCGUAAGGAAUCCCAACUGCGAGAACAGGCGGAGUUUGAGGAAGCAGAACGCCUACGCAUGGAAGAACUGCGUCGCGUUUUUGAGAAGCAACGACGCAAAGACACGAAGCGUCUGGUGGAGAUGGCGAAGGCGAGACUCAAACGACAGUCUGAGCUACGUGUCGAGGCGCUCGGUGAAUUGGCAAGGCAAAAGGAGGAAGCAGAAGCUCGACUUGAGGCGAUUCGUGCUAAGGUGAGCGGCCUGCCUGAAAAGUUUCACGUGCGACCGGUGGUACCGGAUGACCCCUUUAGAGUUUACUCCAGUACUGAGUCUUGGCGUCACCGUCUAGAACAGACGACACUUCCAGAGGAGCAGGAAGUGGUCGAGGCUCGUGAACUGCUGAAAUUCUACGUCACCAUCGACAAUCCGAUUACAACCUUCACGGAUGCGCAAAUUCAGAAGGAUCGCCGAAACCGCAUUUCCACGGCCCUCUUUGAGGCGGGUUUAUUGGGUUCAAAUUAUGCGCGGAAUCUCCUGGCCCAGGUGCCGCCAUCGAAGCAACAAGCUCCGCUUCUGCGCGUCUCAGAGGCGGAGGCCCCUGCGCGCCGCGCGAAAAAGUGCUCUGUCUUCUCGCCCAAAACUGACCUAUUUCGCAGUACUUAUAAUCAACUUGGCUAA
Messenger RNA from Mesocestoides corti, 1890 nucleotides. Lineage: Eukaryota; Metazoa; Platyhelminthes; Cestoda; Cyclophyllidea; Mesocestoididae. The record is from the annotation of a GenBank genome assembly.